This is a messenger RNA of Bufo gargarizans (Asiatic toad), 6392 nucleotides long. It is a transcript of the gene NACC1, whose product is annotated as nucleus accumbens associated 1. The transcript has 7 exons. The record is from RefSeq and is a predicted model, not a curated record. NCBI's taxonomy places the organism in Eukaryota, Metazoa, Chordata, Amphibia, Anura, Bufonidae. Gene Ontology annotation, molecular function: DNA-binding transcription factor activity, RNA polymerase II-specific; RNA polymerase II cis-regulatory region sequence-specific DNA binding; protein binding. The coding region runs from base 767 to 2278 and encodes 503 amino acids. Gene Ontology annotation, biological process: regulation of transcription by RNA polymerase II.
UGUCCACAAAUCUUAUUUUAGAAAUGAUUGUAUUAUCAGCCACUGGCAGCGGCAGGAUCCAGGAGGGCUAACACGCUAGGUUUCCACGUCUCCUGGGGGUCCGCAGUGCUGUCUGAAUUCAUGGCUCGGCAAUCGACUUCUCACUCCUUUGUUUGCAUUUUCCUUUCUGUCUAUUCUUGGAAGCUCGAUGCUCUAUUUGUCUCCCCUGGGUGUCUGCUCUAUGAAUCUGCAAUCCUUUAGCUGUCCUGCCCUAUCUCGCCCGUUGUCUGCUCCAUCGCUCGGCAAUCCUCUACUUCCGCCCUCUGGGAACGUCGUCUGCUCGAUCGGCUCGGCGGUCUUCCUUUUCCCUCCAGUGGAGGUCCUGAGCUGGCCCCGCUCGGCACUCCACUAUGCCCCCUGGGCAGUCUGUCUGGUCGAUGGUAUCGGCGAUCGUUCUCUCUCCCCUGCCUAUGUAACCCAUAGUCUGGGGCUCCGCGCCGCCGUCUGAUGAGCUCCUCUUCGUCCGCUGCUUGUGCUAACGUGACCGGCGCUGUGUCUGGCUCGUUGUGAUCGGCGCUCGUCGUCUCUUCCUUGUGGCUGUGGUGUGAUCGGCGCUCGCUAGCUCUCCCCUUACUGGCGAUGAAUGGCCGCUGCUGUUCCCGGAGCCGCUGAGACCCGAGCACCGGAAGCGGGAACCGGGGGGAAGCGGACCGCGGUGAGAGCAGGAGGACCGACCACCUGGCCUCUACAUCCUCCAUCUCUCACUUUCUCCCCCUGAUCUGUCAUCAUGUCUCAGACUCUACAAAUGGAGAUCCCCAACUUUGGGAACAGUAUCCUGGAAUGCCUGAACGAGCAGCGCCUCCAGGGCCUGUACUGCGAUGUCUCCGUCGUGGUCCGCGGACACCAGUUCAAAGCCCACCGGGCCGUCCUGGCGGCGAGCAGCUCUUACUUCAGAGACCUCUUCCACAACAGCAAGAACCCUGUGGUGGAGCUGCCCGGAUCGGUCCAACCUCAGUCCUUCCAGCAGAUCCUCAGCUUCUGUUACACCGGGCGGCUCAGCAUGAACGUAGGAGACCAGUUCCUUCUCAUGUACACGGCCGGCUUCCUGCAGAUCCAGGAGAUCAUGGAGAAGGGGACAGAGUUCUUCCUGAAGGUCAGCUCGCCCAGCUGUGACUCCCAGGGUUUGCACCCUGAAGAAGCUCCAAGCUCCGAACCUCCCAGCCCGGCCGCGGCUGCAGCAGUCGCGGCAGCAGCCUCGGCCGUGGCUUCACUAUCAUCCUCAACAUCUUACUCCACCUCCCGGGCACCACGGGUGAAAACGGAGAGCCAAGAGUCUGAUUCAGUGCAGUGCACUCCAGUAGCGAAGAGACUGUGGGAUGGGGGGCAGAAGGAGGCCGGAGGGGCAAAUAGAAAGGUGCCACGCUUUUCUCAAGGAGCGUCUGGUGGGUCAUCAGGUGCUGUGGCCCCACAAGGGUCAGAGAGGACGAGCCCAGGAACGUCCAGCGCGUACACAAGUGACAGCCCGGGAUCUUAUCACAAUGAGGAGGACGAGGAAGAGGAGGUCGGAGAGGACGGCACAGAGGAGCAAUACAGGCAGAUCUGCAAUAUGUAUACAAUGUACAGCAUGAUGAACGUCAACCAAACCGAAUAUUCUUUGAAUUCUUCAGCUGAGAAGGUGGAAGCUCUGCCGGACCCCGUCUUUUCAGACUCCAGGAACCGUGUGCGUGUCAAGCAGGACCUGGCUACCCUCCCAGCGGAGCUCAUCAGUCAGAUCGGCAACCGAUGUCACCCAAAACUGUACGAAGAAGGAGACCCGGCUGAGAAGAUAGAACUUGUGACAGGAACCAACGUGUUCAUCACCCGCGCUCAGCUCAUGAACUGUCACAUCAGCGCCGGGACACGCCACAAGGUUCUGCUGCGCAGGUUGCUGGCGUCUUUCUUUGACAGGAACACUCUAGCAAACAGCUGUGGCACUGGAAUCCGCUCGUCCACCAAUGACCCGAGCAGGAAGCCUCUGGACAGCCGGGUCCUGCAUGCCGUGAAAUUCUACUGUCAGAAUUUCGCCCCGAACUUCAAGGAAAGUGAGAUGAAUGCCAUCGCAGCGGACAUGUGUACGAAUGCCCGACGCGUGGUGCGCAAGAGCUGGAUCCCAAAACUGAAGCUGCUGAUGGCCGAAGGAGACGCCUACACGUCCUUUAUCAACGACACCGGCAAAAUGGAGCCUGACCUGAUGGGCGGAGGCACCCCCGCGGAUCAUGGUGCGGGCUUUGAUGGCGAGCCGGGAGAGGGAAUGCCUUGAUGGUCUUGCACGAACCUCCCCCCCCCCCCUCCCCUUUCCAAAAGUUAAAAAAAAAAGUAACUAACUCUCCCCCUCUGUCUGUAGUGAGGAGGGGAGGGAGGACGGACAAUAUGGCACUCAGGAGAUGCCGUAGGAGGUGGUGCUAAGUAGGACUGUACGCUGCUGCACGACCUCGGGAGCGGUGCGGAGGAACCCGGUAUCACUAUACACUGCUGCAUGAGAUACUCGGUAUCCACGUCUCCAUUAUCAGUAUGCAGUUACACUACGCCGUGUCAUUAUAUAGCGCCUCCAUUAUCGGUGUAUAGAGAUACUCGCCAUCGUCAUCCAACCGGAACAGACGUUCCACUCGCUGGGGGUGGGGGAAGGGUGACUUGUAAAUAUUCUGCAGUCGGGGUAGAAGCUCCGUAAUCUCACUGGCCGCUGAGGUCCCAGCUCCUGGGAGAAAGAGAGACUUUUUUUUUAUUUUUAUUAUUAUUAACAUUUUAAAUGCACCCUUCCCCCGCAUCAGCUUCUGGAUUGGAGGGAGCGCUACCUACAACCGAGUGUAAUAAGUUAUAAUUCUCUAGAUCAUCAGUCUCCGGCUGUUACAGAACUAACUACAACUCUCAGCAUGUUGAGAAAUUGCAGUUUAGCCAAGGCCGGAGAAUGGCAGAUAGGAGGUCAAUGCUUUAGAUCAUUGCGGGGGAGGGGGUUCAUGGUCUUGUUGCCCAACCAAUCGCAACGCAGCUUUCAUUUUUCAAGGGCACUAUCGGAAAUGAAAGCUGCGCUGUGAUUGGUAGCGGCGGGCAACCGUUUUCUCUUUUAGACAGUUUUCCUAAAUCUGCCCCAUAGCAACCAAUCAGAUUCUGUGUUACUUCGGUUAAAAAAAAUAAUAAUAAUAACCAUCUGAUUGGCUGUCGCAGACGACUUUAUUUGCACAGCUGCUAAUUGCACAUUUUAUAGACUGUGUUCACAUUUUCGUCCAUGAAUCCAGACCUAACUGCGCAGCCCGCGGCACCGCCGACAGUAACCCACUGGGGUCCGUCGGGCGCCGAUUGUUUCCUAGAACGGAACAAAGAGGCGAUAAAACUGGCGCGGAUGUGAACGCAGCCUUAUUUUUUAUUGUCCCGUUUCUGUUUUGUCAUGUAUGUCGGGGUUUCACCAUUUUUUAGAGGGGGGGGUUCCCUUAGAUGUUAUGAAUUUUGCAUGGUCUUAGAAGUUUGCCUUUACGGAGGGCGACCACUUUGUUGAUCGGACAGUAGGGCUGUUCUGCUUUCUCACUAAGUAUAGGUUAUAUCGAUUCCCCUCCCCAGAUUGACUUACGAGGUGGGGGGUCUCCUAGUAAUACAAUCAUUGAUUUCGAUGGUCGCCUUGUGCUGAUCAUUAUAAUUGCCACCCAUUAAUCCCCUGAUUGGUCUGGAAGGACAAGCACACUAAUGCUAUCCGGAUGGAGUCAGAAGAUUGCCCCCCUGGUGGUAGUUUUUCACAUUACCCAAGGUUUUUUUUUGUUUUGUUUUUUAUCACCUCGCAUUAAAUGGCUCCUUAAAGUGACAGUAGCAUAAGGCAGAUUUCUAGACUUAUCGAUUUCACUGUAUUGGACGACUCACAUUAAUUGCCAUGUAUGUAGAGCGGCGCACAUACAUGUAGGCAGGCACGACUGUUGUGGUAUUUGACUGUCAGCGGUGGUCACUCGGAGGAAGCCAGUGGAGCAGACAUAGAGUAAGGCGCUUCCAUUCAUGCCAGGCCGGGGCGCUGUGCCCUUCACGAUGACCCACUCUCCCAUAACUCAUUAUAGUGUAGCCAUGAUAACUUAUAACUGCUAAGCACAGAGUUACCAUUAAUGAUUUUAUUUUAAUUUUUUACCUGAAGGGUAUGUACAGGAGAACUGGGUGUACAUGAUUAUGUAUGGGUUUCCAGGAGGGGGUGCGGAUUAUGAUCCAUUUUAACAACCCUUUGCUGAGUAACGUCUAACCUGUCAUUUAAGGUCUUAGGGAAUAACCGGUUACUGUUAUUUCCAUUAUUGGGAAUCUGUUACUACGCUGAGCCUGCUGACACCAUUCUCCCUAUUACUGUGCAUAGAGACUGGUGUCAGUGGUUGAAGCGGGGGGUGGGCAUAGCAUGAGUAUUAGGACUGCUGCUCUUAAAAAGUUAAAAUAGUGAGAAACUAGCUUGUGUACAUAUGAGCGAGGCAGUGCUUGUAUCUGCGGGCCUGUUACCACCCUAUACAACCCCCAUCAUGGGGGUGGGGGUCCCUGCAUUACUCUGGCAGCCGCUGCAAGAAUGGGUAUCGGGACUGCGCGACUCCAGCACUGCUGCUCUUAAAAAGGUAAAAUAGUGAGAAACUAGCUUAUGUGUACAUAUGAGAGAGGCAGUGCUUGUAUCUGUGGGCCUGUUACCACCCUAUACAACCCCUUUCAUGGGGAGGGGGGGUCCCUGCAUUACUCUGGCAGCCGCUGCAAGAAAAAUGCUAAAUUGGUGGGAACGGGGAGAUCAGCCUUUUGAAAGGGGUUGUUUUUGAGGAGCUAUUUUUUUUUUUUUUUAUGUCCUUUCCCUGUGACCACUAACCUAGUGUGUGGAGGACCUACCCUAAUUCAUGUCAGUCCUGCUAAUCACAUACACUAAAAUCCCCCUCUAACCCAUGUUCCUCGCUGGGGAUUAAGAAAUCCUGGAGGCCUAUGGGAGAGCUGGUGUGUUGUCGCACAGUGCCCCCUGCUGGGCGUGUGAUUUACGUGUUUAUUUUGUACAUAUAUGUAUAGCUCAUCCUGUAGGAGGAUGGUAAAGCCUGUAGUUUCUAGGUUCUGUUCAGAGGACGAAACUGGGAUAGAGAGGGAACUUAUACGGUACCAGUGACGUGAGGCUAAUACGGAUAACACUGUAGUUCUGCAUUAAGGCUAAUACACUGAUCUUAGCGGGUAUAAACCAGCUCCAGCUUAUUCUUGGCAACGCGAAAACCUCUCAUGACCCCAUACGUUCUCCUUCUCAUCUUAAUAGUUAUGUAUAACCCAUACCAUGCGUGUUGAUACUACCGAAUACCGUCUGUAUGGGGGUAUUUUACCCAUCCUCAAUAUGCAGUGACGGAUGAAUCAAGUACAAGGGCUGCCGACAUGUGCAUAAUAUCAGUGUACAUAUAUAUGUGUGUAUAUAUACAUAGCGACCCCUCUCUUCCCACGUGAAGGCUCUCUGGUAGUAGGGCUCUGCCGGGCUGUCAUGGGAUGUAAAUAUUUCAAGUAAUAUUUUUGCAGGCAAUAGGGGGUGGGAAUGGAGAGAAUGAAAGAAGCAGCCCUCGAAAAAAAUAAUCCGUAGCGUGUACCUGUAUAUACUGAGCUGCGUCAGGUGGCACAAUGUAUAUACCCCCUUUUUUAUUUUUAGGUAGAUUUAUUAUUUUUUUCAUAUUUGUAGGAAAGUAUUCAGACACCACAUUCUCACCAUAGUCAUUUGUUUUAAAAGGGAGAUUUCACAUAUUUUAAAUUCAUAUUUUGUAGGCUUAUUCCUGAGAGUAUCUGGUAAGUGUAGUACUAGCUUUCGACCACUAGAUGGUGCACUUUAGGUUAAGAUCUUGAGUGCACCACCUAUGGUCUGCUGGAAGGUACUACACAUUCCCCAAAGACGGAACCUAUAAAAUAUCGUUUUGAUGAAGGAUUAAUGUGAUUCUUCCCUUGUUAGCUGGCAAUAUUAACGGCAUGUUCACAGACAGACUGGCAAACUUCCCAAUGAUACACUAGCCGAGAGGAGGGCUGCACAAUGUUCACUGUUUUAUUUCCCUGCCCCCUGGGCCGGUGUGACUUUUAUUUUUAGUAAAUUUUAUUUUUUAACUGUAGAAAAUUUAAAAUAAAAAAAAAUUAAAAAAUUCAGAUUUCCUUCUACCAUAAACCUCUCACUAAAUGCACACUUGAUUGUGAAUUGCAGAUGCUUGACAGACUGUUCCCCACGCCCUUGGGUGGGGGAAUUUUUUCGCUUUUUUUUGUUUUCCACCCCAAAUCACUAACAAUACAUCUCCCCUUCCUUCUGCUCUCUUUAAGUGCCAAGAUAUCGCUGUGUGUUCCCUUAACUGUGAGACAGGAGCAUUGCACAUUAUGGAAAAAAAAAAUAAAAAAUCUGAAAACAUAUUAAUAAACAUUUUUAACAAACAGGGAAA